Loxodonta africana (African savanna elephant) is the source of this 2917-nucleotide messenger RNA. It is a transcript of the gene GLOD4, whose product is annotated as glyoxalase domain containing 4. Lineage: Eukaryota; Metazoa; Chordata; Mammalia; Proboscidea; Elephantidae. The record is from RefSeq and is a predicted model, not a curated record.
UCAAAUUUCACCUUAAUGAGGCUGACACUUUUCAGCUUAUCCACGGGCAGCUCCUUUAUGUAUUCCAGACGGCUAAAGAAGAAAGUCUUUGGCACAGCACCGGCCUUGAGAGCAUCGGCAAUCAACCUGCGACCCUCCAGCAGUAUCUUCCCUUUCUUUUCCCGAAACGGCCUGGACUUAACUAUUGUCAUGACACUGCUAUAGCCUCUUGUCCCCGGGAAAAGCUUUGUCGUAGCGAAGGCCCGACUCUUCCCAGGAGCCGGGCGUAGGAUGCGAGGGCACCUGAAGCGGCUGCUGUUGCCGUUCCUGGGGACUGGCCUCAGGUGCCGCCUUCGGGGCUGCUGCCCCCGACCCGGCUUCCGCUCUACAACCUGUCCGCCUGGAAGCACCACUCUCACCGGGCUCCUCCGCAGUGCCCGGACCCAGCGCCUAGCGCGACGUCCCAAGCCUGGACCACUGGCAGCAGUGGCCGCACGGCGCAUCCCACGCCCUUCACCAGCGCCGCCAUCUUCCCUGGGUCCGGCGCUGCGUCAUGUGAGCGCGCCAGCGGCGCACAGUGACAUCACAGGCCCGGCUGCGUCAUCCGCCAGCGGUGCGGCGCUGUACGUGUGUGGAGGGAGUCAUGGCUGGUCGCGGGCGCUGCACUUCGUGUUCAAAGUGGGAAACCGCUUCCAGACGACGCGUUUCUACCGUGAUGUCCUUGGGAUGAAGAUUCUGCGGCAUGAGGAAUUUGAAGAAGGCUGCAAAGCUUCCUGUAAUGGGCCUUACGAUGGGAAAUGGAGUAAAACCAUGGUGGGAUUUGGGCCUGAGGAUGGUCAUUUUGUCGCAGAGCUGACUUACAAUUAUGGCAUCGGAGGCUACAGACUUGGCAAUGACUUCAUGGGUAUCACCCUGGCUUCUAGCCAGGCUGUCAGCAAUGCCAGGAACAUGGAGUGGCCGCUCAGCGAAGUUGCAGAAGGUGUUUUUGAAACCGAGGCCCCAGGAGGAUAUAAGUUCUAUUUGCAGAAUCGCGAUCUCCCUCAGUCAGAUCCUGUAUUAAAGGUAACUCUAGCAGUGUCUGAUCUUCAGAAGUCGUUGAACUACUGGUCUAAUCUACUGGGAAUGAAAAUUUAUGAAAAAGAUGAACAGAAGCAGAGGGCUUUGCUGGGCUAUGCUGACAACCAAUGUAAGCUGGAGCUACAGGGUAUCAAGGGUACGGUUGAUCACGCAGCAGCUUUUGGAAGAAUUGCCUUUUCUUGCCCCAAAAAAGAGUUGCCAGACAUAGAAGACUUGAUGAAAAGGGAGAACCAGAAGAUUCUGACUCCCCUGGUGAGCCUGGAUACCCCAGGGAAAGCAACAGUACAAGUGGUCAUUCUGGCAGACCCUGAUGGACAUGAAAUUUGCUUUGUGGGGGAUGAAGCAUUUCGAGAACUUUCCAAGAUGGAUCCAGAGGGAAGCAAAUUGUUGGAUGAUGCAAUGGCGGCAGAUAAAAGUGAUGAGUGGUUUGCUAAACGAAAUAUACCAAAGGCUUCAGGUUAACGGAAGACCUCACUUGGAAACAAGCAUUUGUGACUUCAGCACCCGUGAGCCUGAUGCGUCCAUUCAUGAUAAACGCCCUUGCAACUUGGUUGUUUCCUGUACAGGCUAGGAGGCCAGCGUGAUGAAGAUUUGUGAUUUCUAAUCUUUGAGAGCUCUGAUAUGUUACAGAUAUGAAAUCCUGUUAUUAUUGGUCCAAGUAGAGGUGAACUCUUGCUGUAAUCUGCUCUGUCACGGGAAUGACACAUUCUGUGUGCAACUGUAUUAAUAACAAAUUCUUUUCCCAAUAUGGGACAGCUGUAUGGGAUAUUACCCUUGGUUGGGGAUAGAGGGAAUUUUGAUGACCUAUGAGUGGUGUAAAAUUUAUGAAAGCACAACUACUCAAAUAAACUCUAAUCAAUCGUUUGUAACAGUAAUAUUCCCUGCACCUGAUAAGGAAUCAUUACUAUUACGCCAUCCCAGUGUCUUACUCUGUCAGGUCUUGACAUUUAAACAGUGUUAAUGUUCCUUGGAUGGACCAAAAGAUUUGGUUACUUGGCACCCUCGUCAUCAUCCUUGCUAUUUUAAAUUUUGAGGAAACAGAGAAGACAGACAGGAAGGGUUUAAUGUGCUGAGUGUUGCCACAUUCUGGCUCUGUGUUAGUUUCUUUUAAUGUUUUCUUGUAGUUUUCUCUUUGGUUCUUUAGAACAAGUAGGUUUUAAUCCCUGAAAACAAUUAUAUUGAGUAUAUCCAUUAUUAAAUUUUUUUGUGUAUGUGCUUCUGGUAUCAAGCUGUUACACCAGUCUUUGAGAAUUUGAGACUUAUUGUUUAAAGUGGUAACAGGUUCCAAUUUUAGGGAAAAAACUGAAGAGAAUUGACCCAGAGGAUACAACUUUCAGACUAACAUAAAAUUACUCCUAGCUUCAGCAGUUCUCCCUUGCUGGCAGGGUAGGGCGUGGAAAUUUCUGGGUGAGUUUCAGCACACCUUGUUAUAACAGUAACCGUACCUUCACUGAGAGAAAAGAAUCUUCAUCCUGCUCCAAAACACUUCUCAUUCAACUUCAAUUUAAAUUCUCUAAGGGAAGCAGUUAGGAGUUUCGGAGGAAGCCAAACCCAGUUAUAUAUGCCCCUCCUCUAAGUAAUUAGUUCACUUUUGUAUACGUGGGCAAAUUAUAUGAAUUUUGGCUAAUCGGGUAAGCUUCUUGGUGUUCCUUUAUACUAUGAUUUGUGAAUUCUCAGAUUUUCUAUUAGAUUAAGUAAUGCUGGAGGUUUACCUCUAGUAAUACUGUCCUUAUGGGGGGAAAAAAAAAGGAAACAAAUUUUUCCAAUGUACUACGCUACUGUGUCAUGUGGACUUGUAAGUUUGUUAAAAUAAGUGGUUUAUGUAAGUACUGAAUGACUAAAGAACACAUACUAAAUUCUG